Messenger RNA from Sycon ciliatum, 2153 nucleotides. Its product is annotated as iduronate 2-sulfatase-like. The record is from RefSeq and is a predicted model, not a curated record. Gene Ontology annotation, molecular function: iduronate-2-sulfatase activity. The transcript is spliced from 5 exons. NCBI's taxonomy places the organism in Eukaryota, Metazoa, Porifera, Calcarea, Leucosolenida, Sycettidae. Gene Ontology annotation, cellular component: cytoplasm. The coding region runs from base 148 to 1674 and encodes 508 amino acids.
AGCCAAACAUGGCUAUUUUAGUAUUUACGGUCGCUAGCUGCUCCUCCCUUCUCCACUUAGCGAAGGAAAAUAAUUAUUUUGGUUCCCUCCUUGCUGAAUGAAGACAUUGCGUUCACCCACAGCCGCGAAGUUGAAGGACUGACGAAGAUGAGAAGCGUAGGAGGAGUAUCGCUUGCCCUAGUAGUUGCUUGUUUGUUGCAGCUGGCAGGAUGCGCGGCUCCAGAGCGCCCCUACAAUGUUCUGUUCAUAGUUGUGGACGACCUGAGGCCGGAGCUCAACGUGACUUACGGCCACGAGUACAUGCACACGCCUAAUCUGGACGCCUUGGCUGCCCAGUCAAUGGUGUUCGACCGCGCCUAUUGCCAAGAGGCCGUGUGUGCACCGUCGCGCAAUUCAUUCAUGUCAGGCCGUCGACCUGACACGACCAAAGCCUGGAACUUCAUUGACCAUUUCCGAGAGCCGGGUGUCGGCGCAGACUGGGUCAGCUUGCCGCAGUAUUUCAAGAACCAUGGCUAUUACACGUGGGGCGGGGGGAAACUGUACCACCCGAACUUGCCCCCGAAAAACGACGAACCUCUGAGUUGGUCGCAGGAGAUACCAUACUUCCCAGUGACUGACGAGCCUUGUCCGAAGGGGACAAAGACUCCGUUUUGCUCUAUCGACGCACCGCUGGACUCCUUCUUUGAUCAUCGGCUCAGUGAGCACACCAUUGGACUGUUGGAAGCGGCCGCACUGAACUACACCGACAAGCCGUUCUUCAUCGGCGCCGGAUUUCGCCGGCCGCACGUGUCCUGGCGAGCACCGCCGCGCUUCUUCGACCUGUACAAUGCGUCCAUGAUUGCCACGGCAACACACCCGACGGCACCCAGUGGCAUGCCGGACAUUGCGUUCACCACCGAAGGCGCCGCGGACAUUCACCAUUGGCCGAGGGCGUACGGCCCGAAUGAUCCCGAGCCACACGACAGCCAGCAGCUGUUGAGACGGGGCUAUUAUGCGGCGGUGUCGUUCGUUGACGAGCAGAUUGGCGCAGUUUUAAAGGCACUGGACCAUUAUGGACUGAGCAAUAACACAAUCGUGUCUCUUAACGGUGACCAUGGAUGGCAGCUUGGCGAGCAUGGAGAGUGGGCUAAACACACGAACUUUGAACUGGCUGCGAGAGUGCCAAUGAUGGUGCGGGUUCCAUCCAAGCCACAAACCGCUGGGAAGAGAUCCAGUGCCAUUGUGGAGCUCAUAGACAUGUACCCGACACUUGCAGAACUGGCUGGCCUGCCGACCCCACCGGAUCUCAACGGAACGUCGUUUGCGCCCUACUUUGACAACCACACCAUGCCCUCGCUGAAGGAUGCCGCAUUCUUUCAGUUUCCUCGCUGUCCCAAGAACCUAUCACGGAUGUGGGAUGAAAACAUCUGCCUUUCGGUGCCACGUACAGAGUUCUAUUCGAUGGGUUACUCUGUGCGCACCACACAGUACCGCUACACCGAGUGGCUCAAGUGGAACGGAACGCGACUGCACGGAGAGUGGAGUGACGUCGUCGGCGUUGAGCUCUACGACCACGCCGGCGACACGGGAACGGAUUUCAAUGCCUUUGAGAAUGAGAAUCUGGCAGCUGAGCCCAGUAUGCAGGCGGUUGUCAAGGAGAUGCAUGUCCUGCUGGUGAAGAACUAUGGCGAGUAGUCGGACACAGCCAACUACUUUCAAGUAAUUAUUUGGGAAAUGUUAUUUAAACUUAUUUUGAAAUUGAAGAUAAUGUUAUGACAUUGUGUGAACUUUUCUCAUUCACUAGCACAUCUGAAGCUACUGCCCUGUCAGCGAUUGCUAACCGGCUGGUCAACAGUGAAGACUGGCCAGUUCAAUCCUCGCCACUGCCACUGCUCAGGUGUGAAGAGUGCUGGGAUGAACAUUUCUGCCGUGUCUGCAUGCGAGAAUUGCCAUGCAUGCUGGUAUAUUCAGCAAAAUGGCUGCUGACUGACAAUUUUGACCUUUUGAUAUGCUAUGCACCUCGUGUGUUUGAAUCUUGUUGGCGUUGCGGCCCUUGGAAGUCAAUACAUUCAAGUUCCUGUAUCUACUAUUCAUUUGUUAUCUACCUCCACUGAGGACCUCUCAAUGAGCGAAACAGCUGUCUGGAGGAUACGGAACAUCUACCCAAGAACGAA